CGCUCAGGUACAGAGGCUGUGAAAGCGUGACGGCUUCGAGCACUGGACCAAACUAAUAUUCACUGGCCAUUUACCUGGUAAAAUGCUGAACGGGUUUGCUGAUUUGAGCCUGGAGGAUGAAGUGGAAGAUAUGGACACAUCCGACACGCCGUGGUACUGGUUUUACAAGGCAAAGUGUGGCAUCUGGCACAGGAUUGAGGACGACCCAAAGAAUUUUAUGUCCAGUGACGAUCUGGACCGUUAUUACCUCAGAAACCCAAAAGGAGUAGUAAACGUCACUGCUGCUGGAGCUCAGUUCGAGAUUAAUUUUGCAGAAAGCAUGCAGGUUAAUUUAAAAACUGGCAAAAGGAGGAGGAUUAAACGCUCAUUUCAGACUGGGAAUCACAUAAGAUGCAAAUGUGACGGCAUUUCGUCGUCUACACCAACACACUGGGAGAGUGUCGAUCCCAAAAAACCUUUUCAGGUAACCAGAAGCGCUCAUCACAAAGAUAAAUCAACGUCAGACUCUUUAACUCUGAACAAGUGCUUCUUUCCCACUCAGUUAAUCUCUCUCAGAAAAGAUAGCAGUGAAUAUCAGAAGAUGGAGAGAUUUGUCAAGGAAGACGGUUUACUGCAAGAUCCCAUCGUAUCCAUCAGCAGGAUUCAAAAUGUGGACUUCUGGGAGUUGUUUUGUAGGAGAAAAAUCCAUAUGAUGAGAAUAAAAGGACAAUCUCAAAUUGAAGAGCAAAGUCUUUUUCACGGCACUAAAGCUAAAAAUGUGGAAUCUAUUUGCACAUAUAAUUUUAACUGCAGACUAUCAGACGAGAGAAGAGUUGGGCAUGUAUUAGGAAAAGGAACAUAUUUUGCAAAACAUGCAACCUUGGCAUCCAGAUAUAGUGAAAACACUGUCCGGGGAACCAAGUUUUUGCUGAUCGCCCGGGUUAUUGUUGGGCAAUACAAAGCAGGCCAUCCUGAUUACUGUACGCCUGAUGAUGACCAGGGUGAAAAUGUUCACAUACAUGACAGUUGUGUAGAUGAUGCACUCUGUCCGAGGAUUUUUGUCAUCUUUGAUUCCAAUCAGAUUUAUCCGGAGUAUGUGCUUGAAUAUCGCGGCCGCUGAUUUCAGAUCAGUAUCAGUGCAUUAAUGAGUGCUGGAAGAAUUAGAGAACAAGGGCCAGAUUUAC
Messenger RNA from Danio aesculapii, 1163 nucleotides. RefSeq names its product protein mono-ADP-ribosyltransferase PARP11. Gene Ontology annotation, molecular function: NAD+ poly-ADP-ribosyltransferase activity. The record is from RefSeq and is a predicted model, not a curated record. Lineage: Eukaryota; Metazoa; Chordata; Actinopteri; Cypriniformes; Danionidae. The transcript has 7 exons. Bases 83 to 1099 code for a protein of 338 amino acids.